CGCCUUCUUGGAGAAAUAGCAUUUCAACUGGAAAGACGCAUCUUAGAUUUCAUCUUUGCCAAGCGUCAGAAAGGUCAGAAAGAGCGGUUACAUCGUCGAUUCUAUGGCUACACAGUGUCAAAUAUACCAGUAAUGAUAACUAGAGAGGCUACUAUUAAAGAUGGCAGCCUAGAUCAUGCUAAAAGAGGCAUGUACGAAAAGAGAUAUGAUCAAAUCAAGAAAUCUUUAUCUGCUUUUGGAUACAGUUUGGAAAAGCAUAGCUAUUACUGUUUAAAAAUGAUCAACAAAUAUGGUCUAUUAAGUCAACCUCCAGAUCGGCAAACCAUGGAGAUCUGUGGACUACAAAAUCCCGCCACGUUAAGAAUGUAUGUCAAUAACUUGGCUCAAAAUGAGAAAGAGAGAAGCCAUAUGAUGGUUGUUUUGGAAUGUUUGCUUCUUUUAGCACACGAUGAUAAUCAAUCUAUUUUCCUUUGGUAA
Molecule: messenger RNA, 477 nt
Organism: Lottia gigantea (owl limpet)
Lineage: Eukaryota; Metazoa; Mollusca; Gastropoda; Lottiidae
Exons: 1
Source: RefSeq, a predicted model, not a curated record